UUUUCUGCCGAAGGACGUUCAGUGAACCCCAUUACACAUGUUGGCUCCGCCCCUGCGUUUAAUGCACCUAACUGACUGCUUUCUCUUUCUGCACACAUAUAUAUAUACACCACAAGUUGAAGUUGUUCUCUUAUCAAGUUCUAAAUUUCUUGAAUUGUCCUCCUACUCACUUCCUUCACCACAAAAACAAAAAACAAAAAGAUGUCAAUGGACAUGAAAUACAAAGAGAUACUUUCAUCCCUCCCAAAAAGAGAAACCUCCACACAAUUUAGCUAUGUUGAUCACUACCAAUACAAAGGCUUUUGGUUCCCUUUAGCUUUUUUGGAAUCAACUUUGUCUAUGCAAGAAAACUUCAAGGCUCAACCAUCCAAUAUAUUCCUUUGUGGUCUUCCGAAAACAGGCACCACUUGGCUUAAAGCUUUGAUCUUUUCCAUUAUGAGUAGACAUCAUUAUGAUGAAUCCACAAACCCUUUACUCACAAAAGUUCCCCAUGAAUGCAUACCAACUUUUGAAGUUGAUUGUGACAUCAAUUUUACUUCUCUUGAUGAUGCCAAGUUCCAAUUAUUGGGCACACAUCUUCCUUACUCUUGCUUGCCACAAUCUAUACUAGAGGCAAAAUGCAAAAUCAUUUACCUAUGUAGGGAACCAAAAGACACAUUUGUUUCAACAUGGCAUUAUAGGCAAAGGCUUCAACAAACCAACCCUGAACUUGACAACAACCUUCUUACGCUCGAGCAAGAAUUCAAGUGGUUCAUUGAAGGGAAAUCGGCUUAUGGACCUUACUGGGACCAUGUUUCUGAGUACAAGAAAGCAAGUAAAGAUAGGCCAUUAGAUGUUCUCUUUAUACGAUACGAAGACUUGAAGGGAGAUACAUUGUGUUAUGUGAAGAAAUUGGCAGAGUUCAUGGGGACACCAUUUUCUAAAGAGGAAGAGGAUCAAUUUGUGGCUGAAAAAAUAGUGGCAAGUUGUGAUUUUGGAAAUUUGAGCAAUUUAGAGGUGAAUAAGAGUGGGUUCGUUAACCCAAAACCUUGGUUAAAAAUUAAUAACAAUGCAUUUUUUCGUAAAGGGGAGAUUGGAGAUUGGAAGAAUCUUUUGACCGAGGAUAUGGCAAAACAAAUUGAUAACAUAGUUAAGGAGAAAUUAAUUCAAUGACUUUUGCAGUGUUACUAAGAAGUUAUUUUCGCGUGGCCAAUUGGUUAUGGGUUCUAACGUGGAAGCAAGUGAUAGAGUGUGACCCUUCUUUGGAAUUUGCAUGAACGCGAAAUACUAUGUGCAUCGAACUGCCAGUCUUUUAAUGCUGUGAAGAUAGCUUUUAUUUUAUUUUUAUUUUUCUUUUGUUGUAUGUUUUCUUUCCUCACUUUGAUCUGUUGUACUGCCAAGUCAUUGAUGUGUGUAUUUUAUUUCUUUAGGUUUCUCUUCAUAACAUCUACCUUUAUAUCUGAUUUACAUAUUAUACAUUAGCUCACCCCUUGCUUUUU
Molecule: messenger RNA, 1478 nt
Organism: Capsicum annuum
Lineage: Eukaryota; Viridiplantae; Streptophyta; Magnoliopsida; Solanales; Solanaceae
Product: flavonol sulfotransferase-like
Exons: 2
Coding region: 202-1152 (316 amino acids)
Biological process (GO): sulfation
Cellular component (GO): cytoplasm
Molecular function (GO): sulfotransferase activity
Source: RefSeq, a predicted model, not a curated record